Bactrocera tryoni is the source of this 2584-nucleotide messenger RNA. Its product is annotated as post-GPI attachment to proteins factor 2-like. Gene Ontology annotation, biological process: GPI anchor biosynthetic process. Gene Ontology annotation, cellular component: endoplasmic reticulum membrane; Golgi membrane. Bases 554 to 1639 code for a protein of 361 amino acids. NCBI's taxonomy places the organism in Eukaryota, Metazoa, Arthropoda, Insecta, Diptera, Tephritidae. The record is from RefSeq and is a predicted model, not a curated record. The transcript is spliced from 5 exons.
UCCUAAAAGCAACGCUGCAUCCGCGUAUUGUGUAAGACUGAAGCGGAAAGUGAUUGGUUGUUGGAAAAAAUCGAAAACGUAACAUUAUAGAACAUUUAAUAAAACAACAAACGUAUUGGAAAUUAAAUACUUUCGUAUUUUCAAGUGCGAAAAGUCAAAGUUAAGAAAGUUACGAUUCAAAACACCAUUCAACAUUGAUAUAUGAAUGUAUGUGUGCAUUUUUGCACCACCCACGCACACAGUUGAAGAAGCCACAAACGACAGGCUGUCUUUGGCGAACGUGCUUGCGAAAAAAUCGAUAUUUAUUGAAUUUAUUCACGUAAAUUAUAAAUAAAAUGCAAAACAUGUGGAAAGUGCAGGACAAAGUGAAAUUUUAGCAUAAAGCUAAUUAGAUUAACUUUAAGUGACCGAUAAACGAAAGCUUUACACUCUAUUUACUCCGUUUGCGUAUUUGGGGAGCGCAGUUGUGCAGUCUUCAUCUAUAUCUUCUCCAUUUAAAGCUGUUGCGUGGAAUUGGUUUUCUUUUUUGAAGAAAUCGACAGAUUUUGUUGCGAUGGCGGAAGCUGUGCGCGCUCCUGUGGAUCCAGCAAAGGACAUGCAGCAACCAAGUGAUAGCUCUGAUGUUGUUGACGCUAGCAGUGGCGCAAUCUUGCGUAACACAAAGCAAACGACAGCCUUACCGCUGGCUCAGCAGGCGAACGAACAAGUUAAUAGUGAGCAAUUGUAUUUAACAACAACAUCGACAGCAACGGUCGGCGCUAAUGGUGACUCGGCCACGGCAACAGUCACAGAUAUGUCUUCGCUGUCGGCGACGUCAACGACUGCUGCGUCGGCAGCGCUGCCAUUGGCCGUACAUUACUUGGCUAGCUUCCAUCAGAUUUGUGUGGUGACGGCACUGCUUCCACUGGUGACGCUGUUCAUCUGCUUCGUCACCGCGUACGUCUUCCAAUAUGAUGAUGUGCACGAAACGCAUUGCCGUGUCUACAACAUUGUACCAUCGAUAAGUGCCAUUACCGGCGUUAGCCCACAACGCUACUUCUGGCGCCUGAGUAUUGCCUUACACAUUGGACCGCGCUUGCCCAUUGCCUUCGUGUAUAAGAACUUUUACCGCAGCAUGUUGGCCAAUUUGCAGCAACGUCGGCCGCAUCUGGUGCCGAAGGCCGAUUUGAUGAUAACCUUAAUCUUAAUUUUGAAUCUUAUCGAAAUUUCGUCGUUGGGCGGUGUGACCUACAUUUCGAAUAGGGAGAAUUAUCCGAUUCACGAGAAAAUCUUCAUCACAUUUAUGGUUUGCUCACUUUGCUACAUGUUGGCCACGAUUAAACUGCAUGGCAUGCUCUUCGAGGAUGAAAGCAAACUCUUGCCCAUACAGCGCGAGUCUAUCAAAUGGAAGAGAAUACUCUUCAUUACCUCCAUUGUGAGCACCGUCGGCCUGUUGGUAUUCUUUGCCAAGCAUCGUUUCUACUGUCAUGAUUUGGCCUUCAGUUGGUUCGCCUUCUUCGAGUAUGUGAUCGCCAUUGCGAAUAUGCUGUUCCACUUCACCAUCAUUUGGGACUUUCCAUCGCAAUUUAUGCUCAUCGUGCAGGGACCGAAGGAGAAAAUCGAGGAACUUUUCAAGCGCGCAUGCGCAAAGUAUGAUUAAACGCAAACUUACACACACACAUACAUGCAUGCAUACUUAAGGUGAAAUAGUAUGCAUGUGUGUGUGCAACACUCGUUGUGACUUGAGUGGCGACCGUUAACAGUCGCGCAUAAAUCAAUUUUAAUUUGAUUUAAUUGUGAAUUGUGAAAGACACAUGAGAAACCUCGAAGCGCGCUUCCAUUGUCAACUCAUACGCAUAUUUUACUAUUUAGUUUUCACUACUUUACGAAAAGUACUCAUAAAUACACACACACAUACUUAUAUAUACACUGAGUGAAGGUAAAAGUCUCCUAAUAGCGGUUUGCGUAAGCCAUAGUUAAAUCCAUUUUAAACCAAACAAAUGUAUAUCUACAUACAUACAUAUGUAUUUAUACAUAUAUACAACUGUAUUACAUACAUACAUAAAUGCGUAUGUAUUUACAGCCAAUUUUAUUUAGUUUUUAAAAAAUAAGUUUUAAUGCAAUAAUUUAGUUUUCUGUUAAAUACAUGUGUAGCCGUAGUUUUACGCUAGUUUCGUGAGAUUUUUAACGUAACGCAACGACACGAGUUUUAAAUGCACUUACAUAACUUACUAUGUAGCGAAAAUACGCUGUUAAGCAAAUACUUGAAAUACUCAAAUACCUUUUGACUUGUAACUCCUUGGCAUUAAGUCAUUAUUAUGUACAUAUAUACACGAAAUUGAGAACCAAAAGCAAAAACAAAAAGGCAAACCUCAAAUAUUGCACACAGUUCAGAAUUUUGCAACUUAUUUACUCAAAAAAAAAGUUAUAUAAAACAAAUUUAGCAAUAAUUUUAUUCAAGCAAUGGCAAAGCAAGCGCUGUUCAAGGCUUAUACUAGUUUUGUUUAGUAUUGCAUUAAGAUUUUCGAGUGCUUACAUUUGCAUUAAUAAAGAAAUUUAGCAAAAAGUUCACAUAAAAUAUAUAAAUAUGUUCACAAACAUUCAU